Messenger RNA from Cuscuta campestris, 1715 nucleotides. The record is from the annotation of a GenBank genome assembly. Lineage: Eukaryota; Viridiplantae; Streptophyta; Magnoliopsida; Solanales; Convolvulaceae.
GAUACACAUUAUUUUUUAAUUAUUAUAUAUAGAGUAUGUAUAUGGUUCGUUCCUAUAUAUGUAUGGGAUGCAGUGGUACGUGGUGGUGUUAUUAUUAACUGUUGGGCACGACGUAGCUGGGUGGUGAUGGCCGGAAACCCUAACAACUGGUGGAGCACCAUGGUGAACGCCGGCAGUGAUGUGGAUCCUCCUCCGCCGCCGCCGCCACAGUCGCCACCAUCUCACCACCAUGAGAGCCCACAUUUCUAUGGACCGUCCGUUUCUUUGGCCGACGAAGCCCCGACGGCGACCCUCCACUUUCCACGUCCAUUCAACCAACUCAUCAUGGAUGGUUUGGGUGGCAAUGAAAAUGAAAAGUUUGGUAUGGGUCAUUUUCAAUACAAGAAUAAUGUGGUGCAAGAGAAUUGGGAAAAUCACCAAAUUGGUAUGAACAAACCAUCCUCCUCUUCUUCUUCUGCUCCCGCUAAUCCUGAUGCUGAUGAUGAUGUAAUUAAGGAAGACGACCCGUUUCCUAGAAUUGGACAGUUUUACAAUCGCGAUCAUCGUCUUUCUGUUAUACCCGAACAUGAUGAUCAUCACCGCCAUUAUUUCCCAUCAGAGCCGCCGGUGUUGUCGUCUCCGCCUCAUCACCACCACGACCACCGCCGCCAAACAAGAAGCCAUUAUGAUGAGCCACCGGGGAAAAACAAAACUGAUGAUGAUAGUGCUUCCCGACAUUCAUAUGAGAGUAACAGCACAAGCACUGGUAGUGGAGGAGCAACUAAUAAGAAGGCCAGGGUUCAUAAUCAUAAUCAUCAUUCUUCAACCCAACCAUCAUUAAAGGUAAGAAAAGAGAAGCUGGGGGAUAGAAUAACAGCCCUUCACCAACUUGUUUCUCCAUUCGGAAAGACAGAUACAGCCUCCGUUUUGUCAGAAGUUAUUGGUUACGUCACAUUCCUUCACUCUCAAAUUCAGGCAUUAAGCGCCCCAUACUUUGGCAAUGCAGCAAGGAGAAGCAUGGCUAACAUCAUUCACCAACAAUCUCCAGAAUCAGGAGGAGACGUUAAUAAGGAUCUAAGAAGUAAAGGGUUGUGCUUGGUGCCAUUGUCAUGCACUGAUCAACACGUGAUAAGUGUGGGUGGAGGAGGUGGAGGAGGAGGAGGCUGCACCACCUUCGACGGCGGCGUUAUUUUUAACAACGGCGGCCCUGCUGCUGAUUACUGGCCUCCUCUUGGCGGAGGAGGGUUUUAAUUGACUUAAUUAAUUACAAGCUUUUUAGCAUUUGAUGGAGUGACAACUUCUAAGUGUAAAUCCCAAUUGGAUUUGUAUUUGGAAGAACUUAAGGUGGACUGUAAUGAAAAGUUAGAUGUUCUUGGUGGAAGGACAAUGCUAAAAGAUUCCCUGAUGUAAGCUUAUGUGGUAAGAUUUUAACAGAGUGGAGAGCAUCACUUAAGCAUGAGAAUGCAGAAGCUUUGAUUACCACUCGUAGUUGGAUAUUUGGAUAUGAUGUUGAUUAAGAUGAAGGUGACAAAAUUGAAGAAGGCAUUGAGUUGGAUUUCAGGCGUACCAGUCUUGAUAAGCUUCCAAUUGAGAUGAAGGAUGACUUCACUUGAGAAGGAACAUUUAAUCAUUUUGUUUGAACUCUAAAUUAUUUGGUAUUUUGAUUAGUGUGCUUGGAUUGUUCAUUUGGGACGUGAUGAUGUUUACAUUUUUUUGCUAUGCUUACUUUUAUGUUG